GCUCGGUGAAAGUCGCGUCUGUUAUCUGUUGGGUUUUAAAGAAGAGGAGCGAGACCGAGGAGCUCGUGUGUGGCUACGGAUGGGGGGCUGGGGCUGUCCGGACAAACCGGACCUUCAUCACGAGCCGAGCGGGCGCAUCCGGACUGGCGCGAGUCUGCUGCGGCAGCGCGAGGGCUGAGUUUCCCGGCGUAUACAGGGGUUUUAUUCUGACUUUGCUCGCAGAAGCUUCAUGACUGAAGUGUUUUGGAACAGGAAUCUCCGAAGCGAAGUGCUGGAAAUUGGAAAUGCAGCGCUGAAACUACGCCGGGCAAGCAGACGUGGGACGUCUAAAUACAGCGCGUGCUUCAGUGAUUUUUUUUUUUCUUUCCCCGCGAAGGGAAAAAAUCAUGAAGACGUAGUCAGUGGUGUUAGAACGGAACGUCAGAUCUGCGCGUUGGCUCUCACGUUAAUGUGAACUCGACUUUAGUUUACGCUUUUACGUUCGGCGGACGCGGCACGAUCGUUAGUGUGUGUGUGUGAGUGAGUGAGAGAGUGAGUGUGUGACACCGCGCGCACACCUCGCGGAUCUGCGCAAACGGAGCCGCGCGCGGGGGGCUGAAGGGUGAAGCGGUCGUGACAGUUAGACCCCAAAUUCCAGCAGUUGGAGCGACACCACGCAGCGCCCCGCACGCCUGCUGAAGGAUAACUUUUCACAUCUUUCCGCCCCCUUUUUCCCCUUUUCAUGGAUUGUCGGCUUCCCCAGCGCCCCGUGGCUCGGGGGUCCGCGUUUUGUCGUGCGGCUCGUUUCGCGGAGACGUCCACGCGUGGGAGCGCUAUGGGUCUGCGGUGGUUCCGCUGAAAAGCCCCUCUGCCUCUCGCCUCCACCACCAUGCAGCUCCUCCGCCUCGCGUGGGCUUUCGCGGGAGCGGCCCUAUGUUGUUUCCUCAUUUUUCUCCUCCACGCGCACUUCAUGAAAGAAGGUCAGCUAGCAGCGGGGACAUGCGAGAUCGUCACUCUCGACCGGGACAGCAGUCAGCCGCGGCGGACAGUUGCUCGACAGACGGCACGGUGUGCAUGCAGAAAGGGACAGAUCGCCGGCACCACAAGAGCCAGGCCGGCCUGUGUGGACGCUCGCAUUGUCAGGACCAAGCAGUGGUGUGAAAUGAUGCCCUGCUUGGACAAUGAAGGCUGCAACCUGUUAGUAAAUAAAUCAGGCUGGACCUGUACUCAACCCGGCGGCAGAGUUAAGACCACUACAGUCUCCUGACGGCGGUAGGAAUACAGACUUCUCUGGAGGGGCUACAGGACGUAUUCCAUUUCUCCCCACAGCCCGACAUCACCGCCGCAGAUCAUCUGUCGUCUGUCAUUGGCUUGACUCAUCCGUCCAUCUGUCUGUCUGCACUGCGAAAUGGACAGCAUCCCCUUGUGCCACAGUGAUUUCCUGACUGGGACGUACACCUGGGUCAUUCCAUUCUGCAAGAGGUACUGCCACCUGCUCUCUCAUUCAAUGGCUGGACUUUACGCUGCCAGAAUUGGAGGAAGUGCAGGACCCUGAGGACCUGUGGCGCGUGGCCGGACCGAACGUCCCCAUCUCGUGUGCUGUGCCUUGGCUACAGCAUGCCUGGCGCUCGCAAGGGGUUUUUAUAGACCAAAGAGAAAAGCGUGUUUUAUGUGGACAGGAUGGGACUGGGUACAAUGCAAAGGGAGUUUCAGGAAGUCAAACACUGAGCUGUUGUGAAGCAGCGGAACACUCUCCGACACACCCAAAUAUAACUGACCAUUAGUGUGCGGAGAGAUUUUUUUUCAUACAGGAGUUAUGUGCUCAAACUGAGUACGGAACUGGUACAUGGUGGAAGGUAUACUUUUAACACUUGGCUCAUCUUGGACUUAUUUCACUACUGUACUUUGAUCAAAUAAUAUUAUAUAUAUUCAAAUAUAUAUAAUAUUCUGAUUCCCAUUUUAGAUAGCUGUAUUUGGACAAUUUGCAAUAAGCAUGGUUGGUUACAGCAAACCAUUUAUCAUCUGAUUAAAAAUCAAAUAGUACUAUUGGUUUUGGGAAAAUAUCAUUAAAUGUAUUUUGAAAUGCCUAAAGUUAUAUAUUUAACAAUUUUAUAUGUGGUAUCUUUGUAGAAACCCUUAUUUAACAUGUGGUCAUAAUGCAGUUACAAUAAUUGGCCACUAGGGGAGUUGUGUGCUAGUCCUGUGGGGACUUGGCCUGCUAUUUGCUCUUCUAUUUUUUUAUCCAUUCAGAUAUUUUCAAGUGCAAAACAUGACCAACCUUACCUAUAUAUUAAAAAAAAAAAAAUAGACACC
Scleropages formosus (Asian bonytongue) is the source of this 2292-nucleotide messenger RNA. Its product is annotated as chemokine-like protein TAFA-5. The transcript is spliced from 4 exons. Gene Ontology annotation, biological process: G protein-coupled receptor signaling pathway. The coding region runs from base 869 to 1246 and encodes 125 amino acids. Gene Ontology annotation, molecular function: receptor ligand activity; G protein-coupled receptor binding. NCBI's taxonomy places the organism in Eukaryota, Metazoa, Chordata, Actinopteri, Osteoglossiformes, Osteoglossidae. The record is from RefSeq and is a predicted model, not a curated record.